This is a messenger RNA of Chaetomium globosum CBS 148.51, 1884 nucleotides long. RefSeq lists its product as uncharacterized. Lineage: Eukaryota; Fungi; Ascomycota; Sordariomycetes; Sordariales; Chaetomiaceae. The record is from RefSeq and is a predicted model, not a curated record. Bases 1 to 1884 code for a protein of 627 amino acids. The transcript has 9 exons.
AUGCGUGUCUUAUCAACACUGAGCCUCGCGACCCUGUCGGCGCCGCUGGCUUCUGCCACAUUUGAGGGGAACCUCAACUAUCACAGCCCGUCGCUGCGUCAUGUCAACCUUGGAAUUGAUAUUCCCGUCGUCUCGCGCCGCAGCCUGAAGCGUAGCGCCGUGCCGUUCAAGCCGUCCGAGCUCAACUUCACCCACGGUAUUGCGUCUGGCGACCCUUACCCGGAUAGCGUCAUUCUCUGGACUCGGGUUGCCCCGUUUCUGGUCUCUGACAACAGCAACGUCACCGUGGAGGGAACCGUUGCUUUGUACAACCAUGAGACUGAGCAGUAUGUCAAGGCCGAUCCCAACCCGAUCUGUGUUGAUUGGCAAGUCUGGGAAAUCAAGUCCAAUGGCCCCGCGGGCCCCGGCAAAGGUCCUAAGAAGCCGCAUGUUGCCGCCAAGGGCACAGCUUACACGACAAGCGAUAUUGAUUACACUGUCAAGGUGGAGGCCAAGGGCCUUAAGCCGUUUACCGAGUACAACUACCAGUUCACAGUUUGCAAGUCCGACAACGCCAGCCCGGUGGGGAGGACCAAGACCGCCCCGGCAGAGAAUGCCAAGCUGGACGAGCUCAAGUUGGCCGUCUUCUCGUGCAGCAACUAUCCUAAUGGCUAUUUCAACGCAUACGGCAAUGCCGCCCGAAAGAACAAGCAUGAUUAUGUGGUUCAUCUAGGUGACUACAUCUACGAGGGAGCCCAGCUGGGUGAGCGCGCACACAACCCCCCGCGUAUCAUCUUCAGCCUGUGGGACUACAGAACCCGCCACGGACAGUACCGCACUGAUCCCGACCUGCAACUCCUCGCCCAGAACUACGCCUGGAUGCCGACUUGGGAUGACCACGAGAUUGCCAACAACGGCUACAGGGACGGAUUCAGUGCUUUGAACAACACCGAGGAGUCGUUCCGCACGGAUGGCCCUUCCAUCUCCGUUGACCAGCGCAAGAUGAAUGCUGUGCGUGCCUACUUUGAGUGGAUGCCCAUCCGCCAGGUCGACCUCGACGACAACCUCCGCAUCUGGCGGUCCUUCAAGCUCGGCAACCUCCUGGACCUGAUCAUCCUCGACACGCGCAACUACGACCGCAGCAUCACUAGCCUGGGCUGGAACGACCACUACAUCGACACCAUCCGCGACGACGCCUCGCGCACGCUGAUGGGCUCGCGCCAGGAGAACUGGUUCUACAACCAGCUGACGCAGUCGUCCAAGCGCGGCGCCGCCUGGCGCGUCAUCGGCAGCCAGAUCGUCUUCUCCGAGAUCGGCAACAGCGGCGACAACUGGCAGGGCUACCUCGCCAACCGCAACCGCACCCUGCAGCACCUCUACGACAACAAGAUCGACAACAACGUCUUCCUCGCCGGCGACAGCCACCAGAACUGGGUCUCGGACGUCACCUGGCUCGGCAAGGCCGACUACGACUCCAAGACUGGCGAGGGGUCUGUCGGUGUCGAGUUUGCGGGUACCGCCGUCUCGUCUUCAGGCCAGAGCGGGCCCAUCCUCGCCGCGAGGGAGAAAGCCCGCGCGCUGGUCGAGGCUCAUGAGGUGCUGCAGUGGCAGGAGGGGUAUUACCGCGGGUACUAUGUCCUGCAGGUCCGCAAGGAGGGCGUGACUGCUCAGUACUUUGGCUCACCCAGCGUCGCCACCCUCAACGCGUGGGAUCUCCCGCUGGCCAACUUCACGGUCGCGUCGGGCAAGAACCACUUGUCGCGCCCCAUCGGUGGCGGCAAUGUCGAGGCUGGGUUCGUCCGUGGAGGUAUGUGCCUACCUGUCGGGGAACUAUGGACACAGGGGACCGGGUUGGGGGGAUUUGAAGGCCGUAGGUUAAGUAAAGUCCCCUUCAAGGCGGUUUAA